Uranotaenia lowii is the source of this 1031-nucleotide messenger RNA. Its product is annotated as ficolin-1-like. NCBI's taxonomy places the organism in Eukaryota, Metazoa, Arthropoda, Insecta, Diptera, Culicidae. Bases 5 to 910 code for a protein of 301 amino acids. The record is from RefSeq and is a predicted model, not a curated record. The transcript is spliced from 4 exons.
CGAAAUGUUGAUCAAACGACUCAAAACAUACCUCGUAGCGCUUAUUCUGUGUGGCUCUGGGCACAGAUGUUCUAUUGUAAAGGAGCUUUCAGGGACCCAGUCGUUGGAUACCAUCAACUUCAACUCGCAGAAUGUUUCUCCAAGUUGGGCGAAACUAUUUCAGGCGUAUAAAACAGACAUGGAUGAAUUAAAAGAUCAGGGAAGAGACAUCAAACAAGUGCUACGAUACCUUAAUGAGAAAAAAGAAGAAGCCCUGGCUCUGAAAAAUGUACGCACUUGCUUCGAUGUUCGGAACCUGACAUCUGGAAUAUAUCACCUUCAGCCACAAAAUGGAUUCGGGAAACCGUUCGAAGCCUUAUGCGAUAACGACUACUCAGAUGGAGGUUGGACGGUGAUCCAGUAUCGUUUUAAUGGUUCCGUAGAUUUCUACCGAGGCUGGGGGGCCUACGAGGAAGGAUUCGGAGAUCUGGAAGGCGAAUUCUGGUUGGGUUUGGAGAAGAUUCAUCAGCUCACUUAUUCCAAGCGGCAUGAGUUGCACGUGAUUUUGGAAGACUUUGAGGGUAAUUCCAAAGUGGCCCAAUACGAUGACUUCCGCGUGACCGAUAAGGCAGAAAUGUACAAGCUGAAGAGCCUCGGCCAGUACAAUGGCACAGCAGGGAACUCGCUCAAUGAUCAUCGCGAUCAAAAGUUCACUACCUUCGAUGUGGACAACGAUCAAUGGUACCACGGUAAUUGUGCAAACCUUGCAUCUGGCGCUUGGUGGUACAACAACUGUGGUAAUAGCAACCUCAAUGGAAGAUAUCUGGGCAAAGGUGCUAAUCCCGAAAGAAAUGGAAUGUACUGGCGAGAUUUCCAUAAGUCCUUGUAUUCGCUCAAAAGCUCACGAAUGAUGAUACGGGUGAAAGCUUAAUCCACAUUGAAGUUCUUCUGCUGAAUUUCGGCUAACUAUUUCUUACACCUACACCUAUGAAAUGAUAAUAAGAAAAAUGUUCUUGAUUUUUUUUAAGAUAAGGAAACCUAUUAUCAUGUUA